Messenger RNA from Panicum virgatum (switchgrass), 2576 nucleotides. RefSeq names its product WAS/WASL-interacting protein family member 1-like. The record is from RefSeq and is a predicted model, not a curated record. Bases 1 to 1656 code for a protein of 551 amino acids. Lineage: Eukaryota; Viridiplantae; Streptophyta; Magnoliopsida; Poales; Poaceae. The transcript has 4 exons.
AUGGCGCUCCGAUCCGUCGAGGGGGGACCUCGCCGUGGGCCCGUUUGUUGGAAUAUAUAUAAUAUAUAUAAUAAUAAUAAACCUCCUUAUCCCCCGAAGAUUUCGAGCGCAUCCGGCUCACCGGCCCCGCCCACGCGACGCGUGCCCCUCGCGGGCCGCGGCCACGCGGCAGCGAUCCUGCCGCCCGCGUCCGCUUGUCGCCGUGCGGCUCUCUCGGCGCCCCCACGUGAUGCUGGAUCCCACUCCCGCCCUCUCCCCCGCCGCACCGUGAACCCGUCGCCGCUCCCGCCGCAGCCCCCCAACUUCGGCCGCCUUCGCCGCUGCGUCCGCCGCUCCUGCUUCCUCUGUCUACCGUCGCGCCUCCUCCUGCCGGCUGCAGAGUCUCUUCCGCUCGCCGCCGCGCCUCCUCCGCGGGGGCCGGCCGCGGAGCCUUCUCCUCCCGUCGGUCGCAGCGCCGCCUUCGCCGGCCACGGAGCCUCCUCGCCGCUCUGCCCGCCGGCCGUGGAGCCUCUCCCGCUCGCUGCUGCGCUCGCCGGCCGCGGAGCCUCUCCCGUUCGCCGCAGCGCCUCCUCCGCGGGCGCAGGCCGCGGAGCCGCUUCCUUCCGCCGGCCACGGCGCCGCCUUCGCCCGUCGCUGAGCCUCCUCGCCGCUGCGCCCGCCCCUGCUUCUUCUACCCGCGGGCGCCGGCCACGGAGCCGCCUCCGCCCUCAACCGCGUCUCCUUCGCAGGCGCCAGCAGCGCUCCCUCCGCCCGGAGCCGCGGCUCCUCCCGCCGGCCGCGGAGCCGCCUCUGCCUCCGUCGCGUCCCCGUUCAAGCCUGUUCGUUGCCCUGGCGGCACCCUACGUUCCCGCCUCAGGCCGUCGGCUGCCUCGCCGCCACUCCUGCGUAUUCGCUUCCUACCGUGCCGUUGCUCCGCGCUCCCACCUGAGGCCGCUGGCUAUAGCGCCGCCACUCCGGCGCGUUCGCUACCUGCCGUGCCGCCGCUCCGCGCUCCUGCCUGAGGCCGCCGGCCGCCGCUCCGCCACUCCAGGCGCGGUCGCGGUCUACCGGGACGCCGCCACCCCGCGCUCUCGCUUCAGGCCGCCGGCCGCCACUCCGCCACUCAGGCGCCGUCGCGGCCUGUUGGGAUGCCACCCCGCGCUUCCGCUUCCGGCCGCCGGCCGUCGCGCAGCCACUCCGACGCGCUCGCCGCUUGCCGUGCCGCUGCUCUUGGCCACCGUUCUGCUGCUCCCGCAUGCAGUAGCCGGGUGCCGCGCCGCCGCUUCCGGCUGCCACGCCGCCGGUCCUGCGCGCACACGUCGACCGAUGUUCCCCUGGGCGCUGGACGGAAGCCGCGCUCACCCCUUCCCUGCUCGCUCACCGCAUGCCGUGCUGCUACCAGCUCUCACGCGCAUGCUCGCCAGCCAUCACGCCGCCGCCCGCAUGCGUUCGCUGCCAUGUCGACGCCCCGUCGCUCCCGCCAGCGCGUUGAUCCGCUGCCGUACGGCGCAGCGGAGCGCGCUACCUCGGUGGCACGCCUCCUCCGCCGACCGAGCGCUGCCACGCGCUCGUGCCGUCGCGCACCACUGCCAUCACGAGCUCCCAAUGCACCGCCUCGGUCGGCCGUCGCCACGACCCCCUUCCGCGCGUGCGGCGGUAGCACGCGUACCGGCCUAGUAUGGUGGGAUUGAAUUACUUUCCUGGGCCGGUCUGUUUGGCUCCACCCAAGAAAUAGAAAGCAACAUUCCAACCUUUUCCAACGCCCGAAAUUGCAGCCCACCUCAGAUUCCGGACACCGAGCGAGCGGCGGCGCCUCAUCUCGCCCCAUGCUGAGCGCCGCCUCCAUCGCCCACCUCGUCCAAAGCUGCAGAUGGCGCUCAGUCAGAGGAAGCCCCGGUUCUCGGUGACCACGCUCAUCUUCCUCCUCGCCGGCGUUUGCUGCUUGACUCUCCACGCUCCUCUGCUGCAACUGCGGGCCUUCCACCAACCUGCGCACGACGGAUCAAGUAGCGAAGCUGUUGGUGCGCAACAUCACACGGCGGAUCGAGGAGUACCGAGCUAUUGGCGCCUCGGUCCCUAAACCGCGCACGCGAUGACAACACAAAAUCAACAUCUCCACGCCAUCUUUGAUUCACCUCUUGACGUACUUGACCACGCCGCCUUUGUAGAGUGUGAUUUUGGACUUGCAGGAGGUUCAGGAUGAUGAGAUUGCUCUUCGCUAUGUGCCUUCUGAGCUUCAGUUGGCUGAUUUCUUCACAAAGGCACGGACUCGUGAGCAACAUAGUUUCUAUCUCUCCAAACUCAAUGUGAUUGAUCCACCUUGAGUUUGAGGGGGGUGUUAGAUGUAUACAUAUGUUUGUAUUUAUCCUCGUUCUAUAAGGGGUUUUGUGCAUAUUUUCUAACUCCUGUACCUGUAUAUAUUUGGGCCUAGAGCCCUCAUAUUGAAUACAAGUGCUAUUCAUAACAUCUACUACGUUAUGAUUCCAUCUAACCUCAUUUGUAAUCAUUUUUUAUUUCAUUGCGUCCAAAGUUCCUCAGAGUAGACACUACUCUGUCCAUGGAUAAUUCCGUGGUCAAUAAAUCUUGCUUCUUUUCUA